AUGUCUUCACCCAUCCUCUUCAUCAUCGGUGCUGGACCCAAUAUUGGAGCCCACGUCGCCAAAGCAUUCGCCGCACAAGGCUACCGCAUCGCACUAGCAUCGCGCAAGAAGCCAAACUUCACGGUCGAAUCCAGCAUCCACGUGAGCGUGGACCUGACGAAGCCCGAGACGGUCGCUCCAGCAUUCGAGGAAGUACGCGCACAGCUGGGCGCCAGCCCGAGCGUGGUGGUGUACAACGCGGCGGCAUUCCCACCCAACGACGCGGCCGACCCACUGGGCAGCUUCGACCUGGCCAGCUACCGCAGCGCGCUGGACGUCAAUGCUACGUCCGUCAUCUACGCCGCCCAGCAGGCCGUCGCGGGCUUCAAGACCCUCGACGGCCCCGACCACUCCAGGACCUUCAUCCUGACCGGCAAUUUCCUCAACAGGAGAGUCCUCCCCGGCAUGCUGCCCUUCGGCCUCACCAAGUCUGCCGGCGCCUAUGUCAUCUGGAACCUGGCCGAGACCAAGGCGUAUGAGAAGGACGGCGUCAAGUUCUACUUUGCAGACGAACGCCAGUCGUCUGGCGCGUCGGCAGGGAAGGCUGUCUCCGGCCCCGCCGCUGCAGAGGAAUACUGGAAGAUUGCGACACAGAAAACCCAGGGGCCCUGGUUGCAUACUUUCGUUAAGGACGAGGGGUACAAGGAUUUCAAUGGUUCGUAA
Molecule: messenger RNA, 702 nt
Organism: Exophiala bonariae
Lineage: Eukaryota; Fungi; Ascomycota; Eurotiomycetes; Chaetothyriales; Herpotrichiellaceae
Exons: 3
Coding region: 1-702 (233 amino acids)
Source: RefSeq, a predicted model, not a curated record